AUGGAGAGGGGCACCUUUCAAGACUCUGCUGCCAAGUUAUUUAAUGUCCUUCUGGCAAAUAUUAGAAACUGUAGCGAUUUCAAAGUAUACUGUAGGGAAGUUAAUGCCUAUCUAUUAAAAAACAUUUGUAAGUAGUUUGUAAAUUGCAUAUAGGGUUGUAUUACUAUUACUAAUCUCUAUUACAUUUUUAUACAAUAUCCUUUUAUACUCCGAUAUUAUUGCUUUUUAUAUUGUAGAUUUCAAUUUUAUUUUUGUAGUAUAAUUCAGCGUGCAAAGAAAGUCAUGUCCGAUAGCCCGGGGCUAGUGGAUUUUGCUAUCGGGCUAGUGAUUUUUGUUCUUAACUUGCCCGACGGGCAAGUGCUGUUUUUUAGGGGAAAAUUCAAAUUAGAAAAGGUUUUGUAAUCAAUCCUGCUAAUCAAAAAGGGUUUGGGGGGUAGUUGAAAUGACUUGUGGGCUAGUACAUGCUAGCUACAGCUCGCCCGAAUGGCGGGCUGUAAAACUGACUUUCUUUGCACCCUGUGUAUUGUAGUUUUUCAUUUUUUAUAUUGUAGUUUUUAACAGGUGAAGAGCCACUAGGUUUACACACUGUUAAUAAACCA
Porites evermanni is the source of this 599-nucleotide messenger RNA. The record is from the annotation of a GenBank genome assembly. NCBI's taxonomy places the organism in Eukaryota, Metazoa, Cnidaria, Anthozoa, Scleractinia, Poritidae.